This is a messenger RNA of Portunus trituberculatus (swimming crab), 1988 nucleotides long. Its product is annotated as bifunctional protein GlmU-like. NCBI's taxonomy places the organism in Eukaryota, Metazoa, Arthropoda, Malacostraca, Decapoda, Portunidae. The record is from RefSeq and is a predicted model, not a curated record. Bases 344 to 811 code for a protein of 155 amino acids. The transcript is spliced from 5 exons.
UCUAUCCCUCGUCGGGCCCUUGUGGCCACCUGGCGGGAUGGGAGGGAAAUAAAAGAUAGAGACGCGGAGUUAGUUAACAAGCUCUCCUCCUGUUCUUCUUCCUCCUCCUCCUCUUCCUACCCCAGCCAGAGAGCAGCGUCAAGCCUUCAGACGGGGAGAGAGGACGCCGCGGGGAGGGAUUAAGAAAGGAAGGGAACAAUAGACACCUGCCGAAACAAUAACAACAGACAAGGAAGCCUCACACAACUUGACAUGCAUCUGAAACACGCACACUCUUCACGCUAAGUGGAAAAAAGCUGGAAGUAAAUGAGUAAACCAUCUCCAAAGAAAUAAGGAAGGAAGGAUGGCGAGUAAUUUGAAAGUGCAUAUGCUUCGGCUUAUUCCUGGACAAGAGGUGAAGGAGGCGCUGGAGGAGUACGUGCGCCGCCAUGCUCCCAGGGGCGUCUUCGUUAUGACCUGCUGCGGCUCCGUCACCUCCGCCACACUCCGCCUCGCUGCUAACACCAACGGGGAGACCAACAAGAUCAAGACCUACAACCAGCACUUCGAGGUCCUGAGCCUGUCUGGGACGCUGAGCAAGGGCGGCACACACCUGCACAUCUGUCUGAGCGACAAUGAAGGAGGCACCGUGGGAGGGCACGUGAUGGGCGGCCUGCGGGUCUUCACCACUAUGGAGGUCGCCCUUGGUGAGCCCCUUGACCUGACCCUUGACCGUGCCUUCGACGACUCCACUGGCUUCCCGGAGCUCACCAUCACUAGGGAUGCAGAAGAUAGCGCUUCUCAACACCAGCAGAAGGAGGGUAGCGCUUAGACCAGUAGGAGGGUAGUGCUUAGAUCAGUAGGAGGGUAGUGCUUUUCAACACCAGCAGAAGGAGCCUAGCCCUUCUCAACACCAGCAGAAGGAGUCUAGCGCUUCUCAACACCAGCAGAAGGAGUCUAGCGCUUCUCAACACCAGCAGAAGGAGUCUAGCGCUUCUCAACACCAGCAGAAGGAGUCUAGCGCUUCUCAACACCAGCAGAAGGAGUCUAGCGCUUGUCAACACCAGCAGAAGGAGUCUAGCGCUUCUCAACACCAGCAGAAGGAGUCUAGCGCUUCUCAACACCAGCAGAAGGAGUCUAGCGCUUCUCAACACCAGCAGAAGGAGUCUAGCGCUUCUCAACACCAGCAGAAGGAGUGUAGCGCUUGUCAACACCAGCAGAAGGAGUGUAGCGCUUCUCAACACCAGCAGAAGGAGUCUAGCGCUUGUCAACACCAGCAGAAGGAGUCUAGCGCUUGUCAACACCAACAGAAGGAGUGUAGCGCUUCUCAACACCAGCAGAAGGAGUGUAUGCCAAGAAAUUCAGGUGAUGGAUUGCUGAGGACUCGUUUAUCAGAUUAAUCAGUGAAAGAAGGAAAUGACUGGAGUUGAUGGUGAAAGCUGAAGUGCACUCAGAUAUUCAGAAAAAAAGAAAGAAAGAAAAAAGAUGAUAGAAACAGGAAAACAUGAGGAAUAGAUAAAUUGGUAAAUGGUAAAUCAUAAUGAGCAAAAAAGUGAUAAAUGGCAAAACUUAAUGCAUAGAUAAGCUGAUAAAUGGUGAAACAUGAUGAUAUUGGUGAGAGAUAAAAACACAAUGAGUAAAAUAGUUGAUAAAUGGUUAAAACAAUGAGUACAAAAGUUGAUAAAUGGUAAAAACACAAUGAGUAAAUAGAACGAUAAAUUAAUAAAGUGAAGGUGUAAUUUAGAGUGAGGUGAAUAGUGGAAGUAAUUUAUUGUGCACAGUAACCCAAUAGAAUCUGGAGAUACACAGCAUUGAAAACACCUAAAGCGUAAUAACGAGCAUGCCUUAACCAGAGAUCAGGGGAAAAAAAAAUCUCUUAGCUUACGACACAGAACAGCCAUUUACUCAUCCAUCCAUCCAUCCAUGUAUAGUGCCACCCAUUUAAACCUUCCCUCCUUUUCCAAUACCGGAGAGAAAAUAAAAUAAAUAAAAGAACUCAGUAAGCUUAA